AUGCAGACAGAAAAACCAUCUGUUUGUGCUCCAGUGAAAAAGCAGCGACUCGAGAGACCUUCUAAAUUCAUGUGCAUGGCACAGAUUAAUGCCGCGAAAGGGACGCAUCAAGUGGUGAGUUUCUUCGCGUGCGUCGCCGUGGCUGCUGCCGGAGUCGCCCAGAGCUAUGUGCACAGACACGAUCGCCAUAACAGUUACGGGGGUGGCUAUGGCUACGGUGGAGGCUUUGGGGGUGGCUUCGGCGGGGGUGCUGAUGGCGGAUUCGGCGGCGGUGCCGGUUUCGGGGGUGGCGCUGGAGGAGCUGGAGGAGCUGGCGGAGGUUUCGGCGGCGGUGACAUUGGAGGAUACGGAUAUGGUGGUGAUCACCAUCACUACUGGCACUAUCCGCACUACAAAUUCGACUACGGAGUCAAAGACUUCCACACUGGCGACCACAAGAAACAGUGGGAGCAGAGACACGGUGACUCCGUGAAAGGCGGUUACUACCUGUAUGAGCCCGAUGGCACGAAGCGCGUUGUGGAGUACGUGGCCGAUAAGCACCACGGCUUCAAUGCGAUCGUGAAGAAGAUCGGCCACGCUCACCAUCCUCAUAUCUACGGCGGCGCUGGAGGAUUCGGCGGUGCUGGUGGAGCUGGAGGAUUCGGCGGCGCCGGAGGCGCUGGAGGCUUCGGCGGCGCUGGUGGUGCUGGAGGCUUCGGGGGCGCUGGUGGUGCUGGAGGAUUUGGUGGCGCAGGAGGCGCUGGCGGAGCCGGAGGAUUCGGCGGAGCUGGCUUCGAUGGAGGCUUCGGCGCCGGAUAUGGCCACCAUCACCACGGAGCUUAUAGCUACAAUAAUAACAACCUCUAUUUGUAG
This is a messenger RNA of Phlebotomus argentipes, 852 nucleotides long. Its product is annotated as adult-specific cuticular protein ACP-20-like. NCBI's taxonomy places the organism in Eukaryota, Metazoa, Arthropoda, Insecta, Diptera, Psychodidae. Bases 1 to 852 code for a protein of 283 amino acids. Gene Ontology annotation, cellular component: extracellular matrix. The transcript has 4 exons. The record is from RefSeq and is a predicted model, not a curated record.